AUGGAGCAAGAGGUCUCGGAGCCCGAUCAGUUCUGGAAUGAACUCGAUGCGAUCGUCUCUAAGCCUGCCGACUCGGAAGACCUUAUCGAUGAUGUUUUGAGAGCUUAUUUAGGCUUUACGACUCAAUACAAAGAUGAAUUUCUAUUGUCAGAGUGGGAUAUCUCGCAAUGCUCGUAUAAACUUUUUGCGUCAAGCAUCUUUGGCGAAAAUGUUGAUUAUGUUCGUCGACAGAUCAUCUACGGUCUCUUGCAGGAAGAUGACCCAGACACCCUUCACCUAAUUACGUCGUUUCUACUCUUCGAUGGUCGACAGAAUGAAGUGUCGCUGCAGAUGAUGAAUGAGGAGGGUGUUUUCGCCAGACUAUUGGAACUUAUCCAGGCGCGAAGGAGGGAGGAUAUGGACAGCGAGGCGGGUCUGCACCGGCUUUUGAUGGAUCUUUUAUAUGAGAUGUCAAGAGUCCAGCGCGUCAGGAUUGAAGACUUGGUGCUCGUGGAUGACGACUUCAUUCGGUGUCUUUUUGACAUUAUCGAGGAUUUAUCAUAUGAUGUCACGGAUCCAUAUCAUUAUCCAGUCAUUCGAGUCUUGCUUGUCCUUAAUGAACAAUUCAUGAUCUCCGCUCAUGAUCCGGUGGAUGGGCCGUCUUCGUCGAGCAAGUUGACCAACAAGGUUAUCAAGGUUCUGUCUAUGUAUGGCGGUUUGUACAAGACAUUUGGGGAAAACAUUAUUCUGCUUAUUAACCGCGAAGCCGAAACAUCACUGCAGUUGCUCACACUAAAGCUGCUUUAUCUGAUUUUUACCACCCCGAACACUUAUGAGUACUUUUUCACCAACGACCUCCAUGUUCUGGUAGAUAUUUUGAUCCGGAAUCUGCUCGAUCUUCCUGAGGAAGCAGCAGCACUUCGGCAUACCUAUUUGCGUGUCUUAUAUCCGCUUCUAGCACAUACUCAGCUAAGACAGCCACCACACUACAAGCGUGACGAGCUUAGGAAGGUGCUCAGCCUCCUAGUUCGGGGCCAAGUAUCUUAUGGAAAUGAUACUGAGCAGGCGAAGAUCCUUCAUUUUGAGGAAGUUGACGAGACUACGCGGAGACUUGUCGCUCGAUGUGCGACGGUGGAUUGGCUGCGCAAUGUCGAACCCGACAUUAAUGCUGCGCAAGAUACCCCCACUCAACUUGCAGUUACGGCUAGUAUCGAUACAGUACUGGAAGACAAUGUUCCGCAGGAUUCGCCAAUUGAUAUCGGAGAUCCGCUUGACAUGACCCGUUCACUGUCCCGUGCCAGCACCAUCCCCGAUUCCCCAGGGGCAGUAUCGCCAACGAGAAUUGACUCCCGUGGCUCAUCCGAGGCGCCGGAAUCCCGUCGAAAGCUUAGCGCGGUUGCACGGUUGGGAAUGAAUCUCGAGCCAGCCAGCUCUUCCUCUCUAAGCGUACAAGCUGUAGCAGCCCUGCACGAGAAACCAGGUAUCAUGACACCCAGCCGCAAAGACGGACCUGCAGCUCGACCACCAAAGAUCAAGCCCGAACCACCAAAGUCCCGCCGCUGGCGUGGCCGUCGCCUUGGUGCAGACGAAGAAGAUCAGCAGCACUCGGUCGACACAAGCAGUGAGCGUAAUAGCAACAGCAACUCCACGAUCCCCGAAGGGGUGGAGGUCAGCCCUACAGCUUACACUGCUCCAACUACACCCUCCCACACUGGCCAUCACAUUGAUCGCCGAAACUCCACCACAACGUCCCAUCUCGUGCCCCCAGGACACCCUCACAUACGCCGCUCCGCAUCAAACCCACCCCCGGCUGUGCCCCCGCCCCGUCGCUCCGCAAACAGCACACCAUCUACUAGUCAACACCGCCCUUCUCCACCCCCAGGGACAGCGGUACCAGCACCAUCUCCCGCACCAUUAGCAGUCGGCAAGCACGGCGCAAAACCCCUCCCGCCAAAAGCUCGCCGCUGGGGCCGUGGCAAAACGCAUAUGCCCACUGACUCCGUCGAGAGCGGGACUAGCACUGGUAGUCUACCCAAGGAUGACGGUGAAGCCUGCAUCAUCACAGAGACUACUCUACCCCCGACGUUGAAGACAGAGACAGAGCUAGAGCCACGGCUACAGGACCAUAGCCACCCUGUAUUAUCUGAUGGUAAUGGUGACCGUGAUCCCUUCUCCCCCACAUCACCGACAUCACCCACAAUACUUCUUUCUCCCACUUCUCCCACCGCUGAAUUUGACCCGCGAGUCGGCGAUGAACAAGGAAUCGGGAGUAAUGGGUCUGCUGCGCCUGUGAGUGUAGAAGAAGCGGUACAGAAUGUUUCGUUGCAUUAG
Molecule: messenger RNA, 2310 nt
Organism: Penicillium pulvis
Lineage: Eukaryota; Fungi; Ascomycota; Eurotiomycetes; Eurotiales; Aspergillaceae
Product: DUF2013 domain-containing protein
Exons: 7
Coding region: 1-2310 (769 amino acids)
Biological process (GO): actin cortical patch localization; actin cortical patch assembly; endocytosis
Cellular component (GO): actin cortical patch
Molecular function (GO): Arp2/3 complex binding
Source: RefSeq, a predicted model, not a curated record